Molecule: messenger RNA, 2718 nt
Organism: Oreochromis aureus
Lineage: Eukaryota; Metazoa; Chordata; Actinopteri; Cichliformes; Cichlidae
Exons: 13
Coding region: 1-2718 (905 amino acids)
Molecular function (GO): protein binding
Source: RefSeq, a predicted model, not a curated record
AUGGUUGUGUCUUCAGGUCGUGGCAUCUUCACUUUAGCCAAUUUCAAACAAGGAGACUUUGUGGUCGAGUAUAGAGGGGAGCUUAUUGAUGCAACUGAAGCUGAACACAGACGUAACCUGUACCCCAGCGCAUGUUCAGUCUUCAUGUUUGAAUUCAUAUGGAAGCAGAAGACAUUGUGCAGAAGGAAGCCACAUCUCUGCCUUUUUGCACUGAAGGAAAUUGCGGCAGGAAGUGAAAUUACUUAUGACUAUGGUGGGAAAGAAUGGCCCUGGCGGAAAAAGCUAAAGAUCGCAAGCAUCCCUUCUGGUCAACAGUGUGUUGCAGAGCCUAUUGCCCAUGACGUGGAGCACCAUGUGAUCUCUACAGACUCAUUCACAGACAGAGAAUUAAGAGCAGAGUGUCAGUCAUCUAGACCUACAGCAGACAACUCUGAGCAUGAGGUGCAUUCUGUUGGAGGUCAGCGUGGCACUUCUUCUCUGAAAGAGUUAAUUGGUGAAGUUGGUGUCCAGUAUCAGGAGUUGUCACCCCAAGCAUUCUCAGAAGAACUUACCAGUGAAAGCAAAUCGAAAGAGGUGCCACAAUCAUCCAGAGCUGUGCCUAAUGACUCUGCUUGUGAGCUAAAGAUCGCAAGCAUCCCUUCUGGUCAACAGUGUGUUGCAGAGCCUAUUGCCCAUGACGUGGAGCACCAUGUGAUCUCUACAGACUCAUUCACAGACAGAGAAUUAAGAGCAGAGUGUCAGUCAUCUAGACCUACAGCAGACAACUCUGAGCAUGAGGUGCAUUCUGUUGGAGGUCAGCGUGGCACUUCUUCUCUGAAAGAGUUAAUUGGUGAAGUUGGUGUCCAGUAUCAGGAGUUGUCACCCCAAGCGUUCUCAGAAGAACUUACCAGUGAGAGCAAAUCGAAAGAGGUGCCACAAUCAUCCAGAGCUGUGCCUAAUGACUCUGCUUGUGAGUGUACAAUUCAUAGGCUGGUAUUUGAAUCGGUGAAACUUGACAAAUGCGGGAUAUGCCAUUCACCUUUGACAGCUAUCAGAUGGCACGGUCUAAGAUGCAAGCAAUGCCGUUGUGUGUGGCAUAAGAUCUGCCUCCAGACAUCUUCAGAAGACUGGGAUAUGUCCGACGGUGAUGUCUCAUCUGAUGAAGAAUACAUCCCAAAUUCUGCAUCAGAUUCAGAAAGCUCAGGAACAGAGUUGUCUAUUGAGUUACCUGGACCAUCAAAAAACUCCCAUGCUGCUAGCAUGCCUGAUUUAUGCGUUACUUUUGCUGAAAAAGAACAGACCAUGGAUGUUAACAACAACUUUGAGCACAUUUUGAAUGAUCUUGAAACUACUGAUGAUCUUCAUCCCGACCAAGAACCAGACAGCUCAGAGUCAUGCCAGCAGAAAACAAAAGAUGCAUGUAGCGAAAAGAGUACUGUGGAUAUUAGCCAAAAUGAAUCCCCAACCAAGUCAACAAAAUUAAUCAAAAGCACAGUCAAUUUUUGUUUUGUGUGUGGAAAACCUCAAACAAAAUUUGCACGUCAUCUGGAGACGCAUGUAAAUGAAAAUGCUGAAGUCGCCCAGGCGCUUCAGUUACCCAAAUCAUCAAAGGACAGAAAAGUUCAUCUUGAAAGGUUACGAAACCUUGGUAACUUCAAGCACAACUCUGCUGUUAAAACCACAGGAUCAGGUUGUCUUAAAGUGAAAAGGAUCUCAAAAAAGAGCAGCAGCAGCGCUGAGACAUACGAGUACUGCUUAUACUGUAAGGGUAUGAUAUCCAGAAAAGAAGUUUCUCGGCAUAUGAAAAGAUGUGCUUUAAGACCAGAGAAUAAUGCUGAAGAGAAGCUGAAAGAUAGAGUCUUUGGUAUAGCAUCUACUCAAUCCACAAUGUCUCAGCCAAUUUCAAGUGAACUCUACUCAGUACUGGGCAAGAUGCACAAGGAUGAUGUGUCUAGUGCAAUAAGGAAUGAUCAUUAUAUUAUGCAGUUGGCUCAGUCUCUUUUUAAUAAGCAUGGAAGUGACAGAUCAAAGCAUGAGUAUAUAAGACAGAAAGUAAGGGAACUUGGGAGAUUACUUGUGACUUUAAAUCACACAACAAGAAUCCAUAAUAUGGAAGAGGCAAUAAAACCAGCCAACUUCUUUAUUCUUACUAAUGCUGUCAAGAGAGUUUCAGGUUUUGAUACUGAAACCAGCACAUUCAAAGCCCCAAGUUUGGCCCUGAAGCUCGGACAUUCUCUGAGAAAAAUAAGUGAUAUUAUCAUGUGUCGUGCUCUCAUGGAAGAGGAUCAAGAGGCGAUCGAUUCAAUCAGGAGGUUUCACACACUUCAUGAAACAAAGUGGUCUGAAUUAGUUUCCCAUUCAGCCUUAUCAAACCUGAGUGAGGCAAAAUACAACAAGGUCGACAGCCUUCCACUGACCAGAGAUGUUCAGAAGCUGCAGUUAUAUCUUGGUCAGCAAGUGGAAUCGGCUAGGGAGAAACUAGGUGAUAACCCAACAGCAGGAACUUAUGCAGCACUAGCAAAGGUGAUCCUUUGUCAAGUGAUUUUGUUCAAUAGGAGGCGGGAAGGUGAAGUAGCACGUAUGACUGUCAAAAAUUUUGAAGAUCGUGACAUGUCCAAACUAAACGAUGACAUCAGCUCUGGGCUUACAGAAGUUGAGAAAAGGCUUUGCCAACAGUUUGCCAGAGUGGAACUGAAGGGGAAAAAAAGGACGAAAGGUGGCUGUGAUCCUGACUUCUGA